This is a messenger RNA of Exophiala spinifera, 2490 nucleotides long. RefSeq lists its product as uncharacterized. The transcript has 3 exons. Gene Ontology annotation, biological process: double-strand break repair; DNA double-strand break attachment to nuclear envelope. The record is from RefSeq and is a predicted model, not a curated record. NCBI's taxonomy places the organism in Eukaryota, Fungi, Ascomycota, Eurotiomycetes, Chaetothyriales, Herpotrichiellaceae. Gene Ontology annotation, cellular component: nucleus; Cul8-RING ubiquitin ligase complex. Bases 1 to 2490 code for a protein of 829 amino acids.
AUGAACGAUCUUGACCACACAAGAAAGCGCGGCAUGUUCGCUCAGUGCAGCUUCAUCAUUGUCCGUUCCUCAAGCUUAAGUUCCGAACAGGCCCAAGAGCUUGCGGGGGAACUGAGACUACACGAUGGAGAAGUCAUUUUCGAUGACUAUCCCGAGAGCAGUCUCGACCUAAACGGCGUCACGCACGUCGUGUCUACCACAUACGACUUUCCCGAUUACCAUGCCUGCUUCGAUGCCUUCAUUCCGGUGGUCAAACCCAACUGGGUCACGCACUCUUUAGCGAAGAAUAAACUGCUAAACCCCCGCCAAUACAAUCCCGACCCGCGCUACUUCAUGUCCGAUGUAGUCGCAUGCGUUGCAGAUCUUCCAGAAGGCGACGCAGACGCUAUUGCUGGCGGCAUCCUUGCCAUGGGCGGGCUCUUCUCCAUAAAGCUCACAAGUCAGGUGACACAUGUUAUCGCACUUUCCGUCGAAUCGGACAACUGUCGUCGGGUGAUAGAUGGCCAACUAAAGGCCAAGGUUGUCUUACCGCAUUGGGUGGAUGACUGCUUGAAGCUGGGAAGAAAAAUCGAUGAACAUCCGUAUUCGCUGCCAGAUCCCGACAUACUGAAAGGGCCGAUGGAUAAGGCUCCAGCUGCCAAACGCAAGACCCAGGUGGAGGGUGCAGUAAACCCAGAUCCAUCUCAAGAUGGCCAAGAACCUGUUGGGCCGCGGAAGUUGAACAAAGUUUUCAAGAAAAAGACAGUGAUGCUUUCAAAAGAUCUUCGCAUAUCCAACAAUCUCAGGGAUAUCUUGGACGGCAUUAUCACCACCGGUGGAGGUAAGCUAACCAACUCGGUAAUGGAUGCCGAUAUGUUCAUUUGCAAAUACCGCGGCGACGACGAGUAUCGGACGGCUUCGCGAGCAGGCAAGGACGUUGGUAAUCUAGCCUGGCUCUACUAUCUAAUUCAAACCGACGAGUGGACGUCUCCUUUGCGGCGCAUGUUGCACUACCCUGUCGCAAGUAAAGGCCUUCCAGGAUUUCCAGGGCUCAAAAUCAGUCUGUCAAACUAUAGUGGCGAUGCGCGAACUUAUCUCGAAAACUUGAUCUAUGCCACCGGAGCAGAAUGCACCAAGACGCUGAAACAAGACAACACCCAUCUAAUCACAGCCCAUGUUCUUAGCGAAAAAUGUGCUGCCGCAAAAGACUGGGGCAUCCACAUCAUCAACCAUCUCUGGCUCGAGGAGAGUUACGCUCAGUGGAUGAUGAAGAGCAUAACUGACAAUAGGUACACACAUUUCCCAAGGCGGACGAAUCUUGGCGAGGUUGUGGGCCAUACGCAGUUAGAUCGUACCGUUCUCGAACGACAUUUCUUCCCUGCGGUUGAAGAUGUCGAGAUGACAGACGUUCCAGAUACAAAGGCCAUGCAGCAAGUUAACAACAACUCGACCUCGCCAAGCAAAUUGGGUCAAGCACAAAAUCAUGAUAUCGAUACUCGCGAAAGAAAUGGAAGACUGCGGACACCGGCACCGACUAAGUUUAUCGCCACCGGUAAAGAGAAUAUUACACCGUCAACAACUAAUAGUCGGAAGUCGAAAGAAGUUGCUUCAGCUCGACUACAUGAGAUGACUCCAGACAUUCUUCUGUAUGAAAAGGAGCGAAAGCGAGCUGGUGGAGUCAUCUACGGAGGUCGACGCAAGACUGACGAAGGCCGAAUAGAGGUGAGUCGAAAGCGAUCUGUUGAUGAAGCAUCGGACCAUGAGACGACGGAGGAGAGUGAAACCAAGAAAGUCAAACGUGGCAAUCCUCCGCCGACUAUGCACGUGGUGAUAUCCAGUUACGACAAAUGGGUUGGCCACGCGAAGCUCGAAGACAAUGACAAAAAACGCCUUCGAAGCCUUGGGAUUGUGUGCACUCUGGACCCUAGUCGAGCGACUCAUCUUGUCGCUCCACGUAUUGUCCGUACGAUGAAAUUUGUGACGGCGCUGGCAUAUGGCCCCAUGGUUCUCUCAACUAGCUAUAUCGACGCUUGUCUAGAAGCCAAUGAAUUGCUCGAUCCGGAAAGGUUUAGGCUGAACGACAAGGAGAAUGAGAAGAAGCUAGGUGUGUCUCUAAGGCUGUCUCGUGAACGAGCCCAGAAGAACCACAAUCAAUUGCUUCAAGGCCGUACAAUAUAUUGUAUGGAAGAUAUCCGCGGAGGAUUCGAUACCUUCAAAACGAUCGUGGAUGCCAACGGUGGUGAAUGUAGGCUGUGGCGCGGCCGAAAGGGAACAGUUGUGCCCUCCAGACGAGCUGACAGCGAGGCCAGUACUGACAUCGACGCAAACGGUGAUGUGUACCUCCUGAGUAACGACAAUGAUCGGAAGGAGAAUAAAUCCUUGUGGUCAAGAUUCAAGGAGAUGGUCGAAGGCAGUCGAAGAGUACCUCGUAUAGUCACAGCGGACUGGUUAUUGGAGACAGCGAUGUCUCAAAAAUUGCUGCCCACACAGCCGUAUGAGCUCGAGACGUGA